AAAGCAAUAAAACGCGACUAAAUAUCCGCAUAAAAAACAAUACAAAUUAUUUUUUUAAGCCGCUUUUAAUAUGAUUUUAAAGCAUUGCACUUUUCUCAUUGUUAAUUAUAUUAUUUGUAUAGUUUUGCUUGAAAAUGUAGCCCAGGCAAUAAACUCCAAGUAUGAGCACUAUGGGUUUCAGCAAUCUUCCGGCAUUUGUCAACUCUACAAUGGCACUAUUUGUCAGGAGUACUUGAGCAAUGCCCACGUUUUUAUAUCUCCCAAUAUAACUAUGAACAUAUUAGAGGAACGUCUUAAGGCUGCUUAUGGUGUAAUCAGGGAAUCAAAGGAUAUGAACUCCAACUGCCGAAAAUAUGCACUGCCAAGUCUUUGUUUCAGCGCGCUUCCAGUUUGCCGAACUCCAGAACGCACAAAUUUAUUAUAUUUCGCCAAUGUGGCUAUGAUAAGAAAUCAAUUUAAUGUCAAUAGCACACGUAAAAAAAGAGUUGUAUCAAAGAAUUCCAAAAAUACGAAUCUAUUUCUUAAGAAAAAGUCCGUUUUUUACGACGAUGUGUUCAGUACAGAUAUAUCAAGUAAAUAUCCGCCCACUAGAGAAUCUGAAAACCUGCGACGUAUUUGUCGCGAAGAAUGCGAGCUGCUUGAAAACGAACUAUGCCAAAAAGAAUACGCCAUUGCUAAGCGCCAUCCAGUAAUUGGCGCUGUAGGAGUUGAGGACUGUCAAAAUAUUCCACAGCACAAAGACUGUUCAACUUUGGGUAUCACAAUAGAAGUUGAUGAAACGGAAGACUGCUAUUGGGAGGAUGGUGCCAGUUAUAGAGGCAUACAAAACGUAACUGCCACAGGAAAGCCCUGCCUAAGAUGGUCUUGGUUGAUGAAGGAGAUUAGUGACUAUCCAGAGCUCAUAGGGCAAAACUACUGCCGUAAUCCAGGAGGCGCCGAAAAGAGUCCAUGGUGUUUCGUUGAUGAUAAAUCGCAUGAUCGCAUCAUCGAAACAUGUUAUAUACCAAAGUGUGCUAACAAAAUAUGGCUAACCAUAGCUACUAUAGUGGGCGUGACGGUUGUGGUUAUUGGCAUUAUGCUCUUAAUAUGCUGUCUAAGACGUAGAAGCUCAGAUGGCAUAAAAAAUAUACAAAAUAUAAACACGCCGAAUGCUGGCAACAACAUUUAUGGCAACUCGCAGCUGAACUCCAAUCAGGAUAUGGGCAGGUCAACAAUGAAUAACUCCAUGGAACACUUGGGCAUUUCAUCGAAGAGCUCAGAAAAGAACUCACUGCUGAGAAUACCUCACUUUACAUUGCAAGAUGUGGAAUUUCUAGAGGAACUAGGCGAAGGCGCAUUCGGAAAGGUCUACAAGGGACAGCUGACACAGACUAAUAAGAAAACAGUGAAUGUGGCUAUAAAGGCUUUGAAGGAGAACGCAUCGGUCAAGACACAACAAGACUUUAAGCGCGAAAUCGAACUCAUAUCUGAUCUUAAGCAUCAAAACAUUGUCUGCAUACUGGGUGUGAUUUUGAACAAGGAACCCUACUGCAUGCUAUUCGAAUACAUGGCCAAUGGUGAUCUGCAUGAGUUUCUAAUCUCAAACUCACCCAUUGAGAAAAAAUCCUUAUUGCAACUGGAAUUUCUAAAGAUUGCCAUGCAAAUCAGUGAAGGCAUGGAGUACUUGUCUGGACAUCAUUAUGUGCAUCGUGAUUUGGCUGCACGCAACUGUUUGGUCAACGAGGGAUUGGUUGUGAAAAUUUCUGAUUUUGGUUUAUCCAGAGAUAUUUACAGUUCGGACUAUUAUAGAGUACAAUCAAAAUCCUUGCUUCCUGUACGUUGGAUGCCCUCCGAGUCUAUUCUGUAUGGCAAAUUUACAACCGAAAGCGAUAUUUGGUCCUUUGGUGUUGUGCUUUGGGAAAUUUAUAGCUAUGGCAUGCAGCCGUACUGCGGUUAUAGCAAUCCAGAAGUAAUCAAUUUAAUUAGAUCACGGCAAUUACUUUCCUGUCCGGAGAAUUGCCCCACAGCAGUCUAUUCGCUGAUGAUCGAAUGCUGGCAUGAACAAGCGGUAAAGCGUCCAACAUUUACCGAUAUUUCACACCGUCUCAGAACUUGGUACGAGGGUCACAUUAAGAUUUGUAACCAAAAAUCAUAAAUACUUAUUAUAUAUACAUUCACUCAUAUACAUAAC
This is a messenger RNA of Drosophila busckii, 2170 nucleotides long. RefSeq names its product tyrosine-protein kinase transmembrane receptor Ror (gene Ror). Bases 71 to 2134 code for a protein of 687 amino acids. The record is from RefSeq and is a predicted model, not a curated record. The transcript is spliced from 7 exons. Gene Ontology annotation, molecular function: transmembrane receptor protein tyrosine kinase activity; ATP binding; protein binding. Gene Ontology annotation, biological process: protein phosphorylation; multicellular organism development; positive regulation of kinase activity. NCBI's taxonomy places the organism in Eukaryota, Metazoa, Arthropoda, Insecta, Diptera, Drosophilidae. Gene Ontology annotation, cellular component: signaling receptor complex; membrane.